Messenger RNA from Phaedon cochleariae (mustard beetle), 1851 nucleotides. Lineage: Eukaryota; Metazoa; Arthropoda; Insecta; Coleoptera; Chrysomelidae. The record is from the annotation of a GenBank genome assembly.
GGAACACAUACAAUCGAAGCAUCAAGAACACGACUCGAUAUUUUUUUAAAUAGUGAUGUAAUAAUGUAUUCUUUAUCCCAAUAUAACUUCAUUGAAUUCCGUUGGAAUUAACAGCACUGAGAUACAAUCACUCUGAGAUGGUCGGUGUUUAUUGCUUUGGGAUUAUUUCAGUAUGUGUGUUAGUUUUAGUGCAAAUCAGGUCAUCUGUUAGUGUUACUUCUGAACCUCGGACCCAUUAUGAGGAUGGCCACAACUAUCAUCAUCGAAGGAGUACGACGGUACGAUCAUGUGACACAGAACAAAUGGAAUAUAGACUGGCGAAACUGGAAGCCAAAGUCGAUGAAAAAUCUGAGAACCUUGUUGCUGAGUUGAGGGAAAGCAGUCGGAGGAUACAUUCAUUAGAGAUGCAUAUUUCGGAAGUGCGAAGAAUAGUUGCAGAUUUCAGCUCGGAGCUUGGGAGAACCACCGAAUCCAAUGUGUCAACAAAAUUUCAACAAGCUCCUGCUCAAAGAGCUGACAACGAAAAGUUAGAGAUACGAAUUGAAAAUCUAUCCAAAGGAAUACAACUCGUUGUGGCAGCACUGCGAAACCUCAAUUCAGACAUCACUUGGGUGAAAAAGAAUAUAUCAAACAUCGCGGCUGAAACGAAAUAUCUGGCCCUUCUGGAACGUGAUCAACGUCUUCCUACUACCCCUACAGAUUCGUGGGCACUGAAGAACACUACAUCCAGACCAAUUGCUAGGAACUGCCGGGAUAUACAGGAUACAGGUUACAGUGUAUCUGGAAUUUAUAAAAUCCAACCAGAAUAUGCCCAAAAACCUUUUAUGGUGUUCUGUGACAUGGAGACGAGUGGUGGUGGUUGGACCUACAUCCACAAUAGAUUUGAUGGAUCACAAGAUUUCUUUCUGGAAUGGAAUGACUACAAAACUGGAUUUGGAAAUAUUGGUGGAGAAUUUUGGCUUGGAAUGGAACACAUCCAUCAGCUAACUGGUAAUGAUCUCAACGAACUGCUUGUUGAGUUGGUAGACUUCAACAAACGAAGAGUAUAUGCACAUUACACUGCUUUUGGCAUUGGUUCUGAAGCCGAAGGAUACAAUUUGAAAGUUCUGGGGGGGUACAGCGGUAAUGCAGGAGACUCCUUAGUGUAUCACGCUGGAAGCCGAUUCAGUACUAAAGAUCGAGAUCAGGAUAGAUGGAUCGAAGGAAAUUGUGCCAAAGCUCAUAGUGGUGCAUGGUGGUAUGGUGGAUGUGACACCAGCAACCUGAAUGGCAGAUACCUCCAUGGCGAUAUUCCAGAGGAUUUGGCCUUCCAGGGCAUGUACUGGGAUGAAUUCAAAGGAUCCAGAUACAGCUUAGCAGAGUCUAGGAUGAUGGUGAGACCUCGAGGGAGAGAUAGUCCUGACAUGGUCAGUGCUGAUUCGACCAUGAGCAGAAUGGGCGAUGAUUAUUAGUCUGGAUCGAAGAAGGCAAAUGAUUUUUGAGGCUUUGGAUCUGAUGGAUAGCCGACUAUAAUUUUGUGUUCAAAUCUACAACUGCCAAUAGUAUCAUCAUCACUCCAAAUAAUAUAUAUAUAUUUGAGUGGGGUUUCAUUCUAUUUUUCAUACUUUUUGUUUGUAACAAGUAUUUCGAUACUGAAAUCAGCUGAAUGGUUUGAUAGUGAAUGAAAUUUGCUAUGUUCACCAUAUGGUUUUCUAUAUAGUUUCAUUUCAUUUUCAAUUAAAAUUUUUAUUGUUCAGAUUGGACACAUGUUUUUUAAGCAAGUAGAUAUACAUUAGUGAAAGCUAGAAAAUGAUUGGAAAAUAUUUGUCAUCGUAUUUAGUAUCGAAUAAAUAUUGUGAAUCAAACUCAGAA